Messenger RNA from Schistosoma margrebowiei, 901 nucleotides. The record is from the annotation of a GenBank genome assembly. Lineage: Eukaryota; Metazoa; Platyhelminthes; Trematoda; Strigeidida; Schistosomatidae.
GAACAUCACAAUCGUUCCACUUUAAAUUGGAAUUAGUGAUAGUGGAGCGGGAAUUUCUAAAAAUAAAUUGUUCAACUAUCUUCUUCGAAGCUACUUCCAAAAUGUUGACAUUCGCAACUGAAGAUCAUCUAAGCGAAACGAAAAAAAGGACAUUUCAUUGCAUCUAUGAACGCGUUCGAAGAUUUGACGAUCCAUUUGUUCUCGGUGGUCUCAUAAUAACAUGUAUCGGAUUGAUUCUUGGAAUAAUAAUAAUAGUCAUUAGAAAACUGCAUUUUGCAUCUGUGAAGAAAAGUUUUUUCAUCGUUAUAACAAUGAUAAUUAUGAUUGUUGGUUUAGCAUUACUAAUUUCAUGUGCAGAAGUGUAUGAAAUAUUAAUUUCUCUACCUGCGGCUACCGGAUUGACCAUCUUAGCAAUUUUUAUGGGAAUAAGGCUAAAAGAUUUAGAAACGAAAUUCAUCACGAUCUUGUUCUUGACAUUUUGUUUAUCUACAGGAAUCGGAUUCAUUCUCUUUGUUAUCGGGAUGAUAUUCUAUGACAAUGUUUUACAAGGUGAUGCCUGGGUUUGUUGGGGCUGCGCAACGUUUGUUGCGAUUAUAUUCACAACAGAUUAUCUGCAACGCAAACAGUUUUCUAAAAUGUACAACAUAUUCCUAUUGUUUUAUGAAUAUUUCGCGCUUAACAUCACUUCAGAGUUUUUUGUAAAUUCACUAAUGCAUUGUAAUUGGACCAAUGUGAACAACGUAUUUGAGCUCAAACAACAACUGAAAGAGAUAAUGAUUAGACAUGAUGAAUAGCUGCUAUUCCACUGGAUGUUUUGAUUGUUUUACAGGUAUUCACGUGAAAUAUCUUGCAGAUUUUUGUAAACUACUUUGUUAUUUAUAAUAGAUGUUCUGUUUAUUAG